Stegostoma tigrinum is the source of this 5825-nucleotide messenger RNA. It is a transcript of the gene spry4, whose product is annotated as sprouty homolog 4 (Drosophila). Bases 405 to 1322 code for a protein of 305 amino acids. The record is from RefSeq and is a predicted model, not a curated record. Gene Ontology annotation, cellular component: cytosol; membrane. The transcript has 2 exons. Gene Ontology annotation, biological process: animal organ development; negative regulation of MAP kinase activity; negative regulation of Ras protein signal transduction. Lineage: Eukaryota; Metazoa; Chordata; Chondrichthyes; Orectolobiformes; Stegostomatidae.
GCGGGGCUGAUGGACGGGGCUGAGUUGGAGAUUCUGCAGUUUAUCAAUGAUUCAUCCAUAACCUUCAGUGUGAGCCUGCAAAAGAAACGACUGCAUCUGCAUUGUCUCCGGGUGGUUAGUGCUGUGGUCUGGGAUGUUACUAAGUUUAUUUGUGCAUUGUUUGUACAUUCGGUAUUGAUUUGCAACAACAUUUAAGGAAAAUACUGCCCCACCAUCCACUGCCAAUCGUUUUCAUUCACAAAAUUCGCGGAAUCCGCCUGUGUGCGUUCUCAACGCCAAGCUGUGCUGCAUCUACAAAGCAGAGCAUCCCCUAUUGUACCUGGGUGUUAGCGGGGCUAGUUAUCAUUCUGGGGACGUUUGCAGCACCGGAAAUCUGAUUAACGAUCAAAGAGGAUUGGGUCUAAAUGGAGCGCCGUGUCUCUCUGGGCGGGAAUGCAGGAAAUCCCGCUUCUCUAUUCCAACCCUUUCUGGACGGCCGCUUGCCUUACGGGAGGUUGCAGCACACGCCCAUCCUCCCCAUGGACCAAAUGAAACCCAGUCGCUUGGAAAACGACUACGUGGAGAACCCUGUGACCGUCCAGCCCUGUAGGAACGCCAGCCCCCAGAGCAGGUCAGGCCAGCCGCCGGAAUCAACAGCGCUCAGCCCCCGGGAACCGGGCUGUGAGCACUCCGCCGUGACCUGGGGCUCUGUGACCGGCCGACCCAGCUCCAUUAGCAGCAGCAGCAGCACCUCCUCCGACCAGCGGCUGCUGGACCACGCGGCGCCCCCUCCCGUAGCCGAGCAGCAGGGAUGCCCGAGGGCCGUUCGCUCGCAGCCCAAGUCGCCCCCCAGCAUUAACAAAGGCGUCGACCUCAAAGAGACUUCUCACUGUCAGGAGAGCGGCAAGCACGUGGUGUUAUGCGAGGGAUGCGGCAAGUGCAAAUGUAGCCGAUGCAUAUCCCCCAGGACUCUGCCGUUCUGUUGGGUUUGCAGCCAGAGGUGCCUCUGCUCCCCGCAGAAAGUUGUCAACUAUGCCACCUGCAUGUGUCUGGUAACAGGGAUUUUCUACCAUUGCACCAAUGACGAUGAUGAGAGAUCCUGUGCUGACCACCCUUGCUCCUGUUCCCACUCUAAUUGUGGUGCCCGCUGGUGUUGCAUGGGGGCCAUGUCUGUGUUCCUGCCCUGUCUGCUCUGCUAUCUGCCGGCCACCGGGUGCGUCAAACUUUCCCAAAAGUGUUACGAUACUGUAAGCCGCCCAGGAUGCCGUUGCAAGAACUCAAACAGUGUGUACUGCAAGGUCCCUGAGGUGUCAGCCUGCAGUGGGCAGAAGCCCUCCUCCUGAUGCGGGGGAGGGCCGGUGGGGUCGGGUGGGUGAGGGUGAAGUGUGAUGUGGUUAAUUGGGCUGUAACUCACAUCUGUACUUUUCCAGUUCAGUCUAUGCUGCCAGUUUCUGCUCUGAAAAAAUUAAAUGGUCUAUACAGUAGUGAGUGGGCAAAACCUUCCCACCUUUCGGAAAUGGACAUAACAUAUAAUUAAAACAAACUUUUAAGAAGCAGUUAAAUGUAAGGGUUUUGCAAAGCUCUGUAGAAAUCCAUGCCUUUAUUGUCAAUACUUGCAGGGCAUUCCAUUCAAAAACUGAAGGGCUUUGCUUUCUUGGGAGAGUGAGAUGAUUAGGAAAACGCACUAAUUCUAAGCAGUCAAACCUCAAGAUUCCACCUUGUAGUACAUAUUGGCUUCCAUUAUUCUGAUCAACUUCAGGCCUAUUUCUAAUUCUAAUAUGCUUCAUAUAUUUUGGUUUUUAUUUGACAUGCCACAUAGAACUUAAUGAGGUACAUUUUUACAAGGUUCAAGUUCCAUUGCUGUUGCUGCCUACGCCAAGACUUUUUCUGGCAUAUGGUCAAUAGCAAUUAUUCUUUUAAAUUUCCAAAUCACUUGAUUUGCUGUUUAAGGUGUUAUUUAAAGUCUUGAUCCAUGUUGUGUGAAAGGGCUCUGUGUGAAAAUGGCAAAUAAAAGCAAAGUAAGCCACAUUGUAAUCACAGCAAAAUUCAGUGAACUAACUCGACAGUCAUUGGUACUACUGGACAAAGUCAUAAUGAGAUUUUGAGAUACUUUAGAUUAAAAUCUUGAAGAAAUAGUGAAGUAUUUUCAGCAUUCCCACUCUCUACUCCACAGAUUAUUUAACCUUCAAAUUUAAACAUCAAAUGUGUUAACUCUUUCUGACGUCAUGCAACAGAAUGCAAUUUCCUGAGUGUUAGAAAGGCAUCAUGGUUAAAUGCUUCUGUUAAUGUUAUUUGUUUGCAGCAAAAUUUUGCAUUCCCCUCCUAGUCCCGAUUAAACCUGGUUUUUUGGCCUCUGCUUCACAAGAGUUUCUUAACACAUAAACAAUGCCAGAGCUGAACAGGCUUUUGUUUUGAGCAGUGAGAGAACUUGUAUUUCACCAGUAAGCAUGAGUGGAUGAAAAUGGCUCUUUUUAAGCUAAAGUAAACUGCACAUUUAACUGCCGGUACAACAUUUUAAGAAGCUAAUUGUAUUAUAUAUAAAAAUGAUAAUUUAAAAUUAUUACCAUGGCUCUAUAAAUAGAUAUGUAAAGGAGAGAGAAAAGGCUCAUGCUGCCUUUGUUUUAUUAAAUUAUUUACAACAGCAGUAUGUGUGUGGACAAUUAAGUUUGCAUGAUCAAAGCCAUGUGGAAUCCUAUAGCCUAACUGUACAGCUCUAAAGGAGUGCUGUAAUAGGAGUAAGAAUUAGCAAUAUUUGCAUCAGUUUAAUGAAGCAAGCUUUGUAAGAUAUUGUCAAAAACAAACUAGGAGGCAUGAUCAGAGCAUCUGAUAAUGAAAGAGGUCUAAGAAUGAGAAAGACCAAAGAAAAUAACAUAUUUCUUCCCCAGCCUUUCUCAAUAGAAUUAUCUUUCAGUUUUUGACCUUCUUGUGCAUUAUCCGCAAGAGCAUUAUGCUCCAAAAUUAAAAAAAUUAUUUUGAAUGAAACUUAAAAAUGCUUACCGGUUAAUAAAAUGGGAAUUUUUUUAAAGAAAGAUUUGAAACCUCAGUCAUUUCGACAUUUACUGCAUGAUAAGGGUGCGUGAUGGCAAUUGUUAGAAGAUAAUUAUUUUCACAUAGAGAAACUCUUGACUGGUGGAUGACUAGUUAUUCUGCUUAUAAAACCAGAGAGUAAUUGGGACUAAACUGAGCAAUGACUUGAAACUGAUAACACUACAGGAUCAUGGAACUUUGAUAAUGUAGUGCACAAGGGUUGGAAUGCAGAUGUGUUUUGGAGAAUUGUGAAUAUGUGCUUUGAAUGGCUCUGACAUCAUAUCUUUAUGACGUUUAUUUAUUGAGAAGCUCUAUAAAUGCAUCUUAAAACAUUAAUGAAGUUGGUUAACUUGUGAGCAUCUCAAUCCUUCUUUCACUUCUUCCCUAAAUAUUGUUGGAAACUGAAACAAACCUAAUAUUUGCAAUAUCUAGUGUGAUUACCCACAUGGGAUAGCAUGAUUAAUGGAAACAUGAUGUUGAAGGACGAUCAGAAUAGUGAUCAGCGAAAGGCUGAAAAUAUUUUCAGUGAGGGUGCACUUACUGCUAUUCUCACUCAACUAGGAAAUCUGUAGUUGCAGUGUUAGUCCUGAGUUCUACCAAAUGCUGGAAAGAAAGACAGUGUAGUAUUGCAGUGCUGAACAUGAAUGUUGACAGAACAGAGCAGAUAGUCUGAAUACAGGAUGUGAAAUGACAGUUUCAGUAGUCUGAUGUUCCGUAGACAAGUCACAGACAAGUGUUUGCCUCUUUGUUGUUGAUUCAAUUUAUCCAAAACUGAUGGCUUGUUGUAAUGCCAUUCACAAAGGAUAAAUGUGUAUUGUGUGAUGUUUUCACAGGACUGUAGCUUGGGUGGUGCUGGCAGGGGGAGCAUGGUAGGGGUGGGGGCUACGUUGUUGAUGAGGAGGCAGUGCUGGGGAGAGGUUUGAAGGAUCAUUUUUCCCAUAUCUUGCCCUCCACAUACACAUCUUCCUUCUGCCCAAGUCAUCCUAAUAUGUACGCACAGUGAUACCACAAACCCAAAUUGAACCAGGCUGAGGUGCUGUAUUGUACGAGUGUCUGCAAGUGACGUCUAUUACACAGUUUCAGAAAGUUUUUUAAUUCUAAAGUGCUCACCCUUGUUAUCAAAUCUCUCCAUGGCUUUGCUCCUGUCUUCCUUUGUACUCUCCUCCAGUCAUGCAACCCUCACAGGUAUCAGUUACCUUCCACUUCCAGCUUCUUGAACAUCUCCACUUUAAUUGUUCCAUCAUUGAUGGCUGUGCCUUAAGCUGUUUAAGGACCUAAGUUCUGAAGUUUACUCUGUAAACCUCUUCACCCCCACUUACUCCUUUAAGACACUCCUUAAAAUCUACCUCUUCGAUAAAGCUUUUGGUCAUCUGCCCUAAUGUCUCCUUAAGUGGCUGUGCAUCAAACUUUGUUUGAUAAAGGUGCUGUGAAGUGCUUUGAGCUGUUUUUCUACAUCAAAGGCUCUAUAUAAGUAAAAGUUGUUGUUGUUGUUACUAGAUUUCUGUUUAAUAUAAAAUGCAAACUAAAUGUAGGUACUGGUGUGGAACUGUAUUUUUCUCAUCAGCCUAGUUCAGUAUGGGGUUGUGCCCUUUCCUCAUAUGUGUUGCUGUUUGUAAGUGUGCAUAUAAGGCCGAUAAAACCUGAAACGUAUUGCUCCAUUUUGUUGAAUGCAACAUGCAGUUGUGGCCCCUGUGCAAGUUCCAUAUGUGUGCUGUAAAUACAGGUGUUCUAAAGACAGGUAACUUUGCUUGCAAUCCAUCCCAUUGGUUUAGAAGUUCUUCUGAUCAGCCAUGUAGCAUAGUGGGUGUCUUUGUGGUACAGUGAUACACUAUUCUCUCUUUCCCAAACUCUGAAAAGGAAGGAAUUGACUGAACCAGACCCAAAAACCAGUCAGGAGUCUGAUUUGUUUCCAUAUGCUUGUGUCACUAUAACAUCAUUGAGGGCAGAACUUGGGUCACUUGAUCAUAACCUCUCUAUCAUCAAAGAAACGAAAGGGGUAGCAGGCAUGCACAAGAUGCUUGCUAUGUAAAGCAUGAAGAACCUAUUAUCUACAGCACUAUCUGCAGGCUUCCCUAACAGUCAGUUGUGAUCACUUAAUGAAAGUAUGGGCUUAAUGGACAAAAGCAGGAGCCCUACAGAGGUGAUGUGAAACCACCUGUUCUGAUUGUGUCUUUAGCCAGCAUUCUAGAAAUGCUCAUGUUUGAUGUUGAUUAAAGGCUAAUCAAUCAAUUGUUCAAAGAUUCCACCCCACCCUCUGUCUUGACUUAGACAUCUCCUCUUAGAAGCGGAAAUUCUGCAGGGCUACCAGAACUCAUGCAUCCAUACCCUAGCGUAUAUCAAUGUAAAAGAAAUAUUAAGCUUAUAAAGAUUAUAAAGAAAUCCAUUAAAAAAAAUUGAGCUAAUCCCUUUCAGUGAUAUCACGAUUACCAUGCCACCAAAGUAAUCAAAUUGCACAAGCAAGAGAGUGUGAGGGAAAGGAGGAGCCAGAAUUAUUGUACCUCCCUGCUGAAUACCAGAAAAAUCCAAUCAAGUUGGCACCUAUCAAAAUCUCUAUUUGUGUGGUACUCUUUAAGACACAACUUGAGUAAUUGUGAACUUCAUUGAAAUUCAGUCUAUCAGUACCAGUCAUUACAAUUUCCUGUUCAUGUUUAACUUGGCACCUUUGUUAACAUGAAAAGCUGUGUAGAGUUCUGUUUCUGGUUCUGUUGGAAAAGGGUUCUUGUAAGAAUAUUUAUUUGAAGGUUCUAUUUUAUAGUAUUUAUUUUAGAAUUUCUGUUGUGAGAUUUCCUUGAUUAUGUAAAAUAAAGGGAAAAAAGUGA